CAUUAAGUUAACAUUGAGAUAGGGUUCACUGUUAUCAGUGAGGACAAUAGACAAAACUAAAAUGUAAAUAUUUAAAUAUACAUUGUUUUGUGACACUGAAAGAAUAUGAGAUCUACAUGAAAGUGUUAACAAAUUAGGAAUACAACCCAAAAGAUUGUAUGACACAAGAUGGAGGAAGACUAUGAUGUUGUGAUUGUGGGUGCUGGUAUAUCUGGUCUCAGUGCUGCCCGGUACCUCCUUGCCAAAGAUUCAAACUUGAACAUCCUCCUUCUGGAAGCUGCAGACAGGGUUGGUGGUCGUACAUUUACAGUACCUUUAAAAACAGAGACUGGUACAGACAGUUGGGAUCUUGGUGCUCACUGGGUUGGUAGAUGUCAGACUCAUAUAAUGAAGUUAUUAGAAGAGUUUGAUAUAAAGACACAUCCACAAUACCUGACAGGUAGAAAAUUUCUCCAGGUAGGGAAAGAUAACUCUGUUAAGAGUUACAUGUCAGAUAUACCUACAUUAUCUCUCCUGGCACUUCUAGAUCUCGAUAGGGCCAUGAAAAGGAUAGAGAGUUUAGCUAAAGAGGUGGACCAGAAUGAUCCGUUGUCAUGUAAACGAGGGAAGGAAUUUGAUGGCAUGACAAUGGAAACUUACAUUAACCAAACUAUGUGGAUGGCAGAAUCAAAGGAAGUUAUGGAAGUUGCAUUACGUGGAGUACUGGGAGUUGAACUGUGUGAAAUAUCAUUUCUGUAUUUCUUAACCUACGUAUCAGCUGCAGGAGGGUUGAAAAAUUUAGUUGAAGCAACACCAUAUAUGGCCCAGGAAUAUACUGUACAGGGAGGCUGUUAUCAGAUAUCUCUACGUAUGGCGGAGGAACUUGGUGAUUCUAGAAUAAAGUUGAGGGAACCAGUCACAUUAAUCACACAAAGCCAGGAUACAGCUGUUGUGACAACAGAAUCUGGGAAAACAUACAAGUGUAAAAAAGUAGUUCUUGCCAUUCCUCCAUCACAAAUAGCAAAAAUCAAUUUUAAUCCUCGUUUACCUCCAGUAAAGAGAGAACUGCAUAAACGAAUGCCGGUAGCUAAUUAUGCAAAAGUUGUUAUCACUUAUAAAAAGACAUUUUGGAGAGAAGAUGGUAGUUCUGGUGAAGUUGUUACCAAUGGGGGACCAAGUACUGAAUCAGAUUGCACCUCCGGUCCGCUAUGUUUGGUGUUUGAUGAUACAUCAGCCAGCGGGAACCCUGGACUGGUUGCCUUUAUUGCUGGUUACCAGCUUGUAGAGUGGAGACAACUAAAUGAUGCCUCCAGGAAAUCAUCAGUUUUAAAAUGUCUGGCUCAAUUCUUCGGUGAACAAGUACAUGAUUACAUUGACUAUGCAGAGAAAGAUUGGGAGGCGGAGCCUUAUGUAGGCGGAGCACCAGUCUGUGUAGCUGGGCCGGGUGCCAUGAAAUAUUACACUGUAGGGUUGAGAGAACCCUUUAAUUGUAUACAUUUUGCUGGUACCGAGACUGCUACAAUAUGGACAGGUUAUAUGAGUGGAGCUGUACAGGCCGGGCAUCGUGCUGCAAUAGAAAUUCUUCUUGACCUUCGACCCCAGACUGUGUCAGGUCAAGAUCUUAUAGACAACAACAAACCAUUCAAACUACCAAACACCUAAAUCAUUGUAGAAAAAUAGUUUAACCUUCAUUUACUGUGAUAUAAACAUAGAGAUAUACAAUUGUGUACUACUUUUUCAUGAAGACAAUACUGUUUGGAAUCAAUUGUAUUAAAUGAUGACUUUUAUAUCUAGCAAAGUUAUUUCCUCAUAUUGAUAUACAAUGUAUCAUUUCAUAAGUAUCUGAAAUAGCACUCAACUGCUGCACAGUC
Messenger RNA from Ruditapes philippinarum (Manila clam), 1850 nucleotides. Its product is annotated as probable flavin-containing monoamine oxidase A. The record is from RefSeq and is a predicted model, not a curated record. The coding region runs from base 169 to 1641 and encodes 490 amino acids. Gene Ontology annotation, molecular function: oxidoreductase activity. The transcript has 11 exons. NCBI's taxonomy places the organism in Eukaryota, Metazoa, Mollusca, Bivalvia, Venerida, Veneridae.